UCUGACUCUCAAGCCGAAGUUACGAGUCCAUCGAUGUAAUGAAACCGUUACAAGUCCUACAAUCCGGAUAAUCAGGCACAAUUACUUAAGAAAAACCGAACCCAGCGCAAAAGCAAAACAGUCCAGUCGAGUUUAUUGUUACAGGAUGUGCUCUGAAACGAAGACGUGAGUGCGCGCGCUGGAGACGCAGACGCGGGACUGUCAAUGCCCGGAUUCUCUAUUGAUCAUGCUAAUGUAUGGAGAUAUAACUUCUUAAAAUAAGCAGAAAUGUGGCCGGCUCGCUUUCUUCGCUUCUUCUGCCUCGUCGUCAUAAUUGUGGUGGUUCAGAGGAGCAACGGUCAGUCAGUGUGUCCUGGCACUGAUAACAAGCUCAGCACGCUGUCGGAUUUGGACCAGCAGUAUAAGACUCUUCGGAAGUUCUAUGAGAACUGUGAGGUGGUCAUGGGAAAUCUGGAGAUCACCAGUAUUGAACGCAACCGUAACCUGUCUUUCCUCAAGUCUAUCCGGGAGGUGACGGGUUACGUGUUGGUGGCUCUGAACCAGUUUGACUAUCUUCCUCUGGAGAACCUGAGGAUCAUCCGCGGCACUAAACUGUAUGAAGGACGCUACGCUCUGGCCAUCUUUCUCAACUACAGACGAGAUGGAUACUUCGGCCUUAAACAACUCGGCCUCAAGAACCUGACAGAAAUCCUGAAUGGAGGCGUGUAUGUGGAUCAGAACAAGUUCUUGUGUCAUGCUGACACCAUCCACUGGCAAGACAUCAUCAAGAACCCACGUUCUGAACUUCUGGUUGUGCCCUCAAACAACAGUGGAAACACAUGCAGAAGGUGCCAUCGCUCCUGUAACGGCCGCUGCUGGGGCCCUCAGGAGGAUCAGUGCCAAAGCUUGACAAAGACGGUGUGUGCAGAGCAGUGCGAUGGACGCUGUUUUGGUCCGUACGUCAGUAACUGCUGCCACCGGGAAUGUGCAGGAGGCUGUUACGGACCCAAAGACACAGACUGCUUUGCUUGUACCAACUUUAACGACAGCGGGGCCUGUGUGACCCAGUGUCCUCAGCCAUUCGUCUACAAUCCGACAACCUUCCAGCUCGAACACAAUCCCAACGCCAAAUACACCUAUGGAGCUUUCUGUGUCAAGAAAUGCCCACAUAAUUUUGUGGUGGAUCACAGCUCAUGUGUCAGAGCCUGUCCGAGCAACAAGAUGGAGAUGGAAGAAAAUAACAUCAAGAUGUGCAUCCCGUGCACUGACAUCUGUCCAAAAAUGUGUGAUGGUAUAGGUACCGGCAGUCUUCAAACGGCUCAAACCGUAGAUUCCAGCAAUAUUGAGAAGUUUGUCAAUUGCACCAAGAUCAACGGCAACCUCAUCUUCCUCAUCACAGGCAUCAAAGGAGACAUGUAUCAUGGUAUUGGCGCUCUGGAUCCUGAGCGACUAAAUGUGUUCCGCACCGUCAGAGAGAUCACAGGUUACUUGAACAUCCAGUCUUGGCCAGAAAACAUGACUGACCUUGGUGUCUUUUCCAACCUUGUCACCAUAGGAGGAAGAACUCUUUAUAGUGGUAUUUCUCUGCUGAUCCUGAAGCAGCGCUGGAUCUCUUCACUGCAGUUCCAGUCUUUGAGAGAGAUCAGCGCCGGUAACGUCUACAUGACCAACAACAGCCAGCUCUGCUUCUACAAUACAGUGAACUGGACCGGUCUGUUCCGCACCAGCACCCAGAGAGCUCUGAUCAAGAACAACAGGGACACCAGAGAGUGUACUCAGCAAAAGAUGGUUUGUGAUUCGCUGUGUUCAGCGGCAGGAUGCUGGGGUCCCGGUCCAGAUCAAUGUCUUUCUUGUAAAUACUUCAGCCGAGGAAGGACGUGUGUAAAAUCCUGUAAUCUUUAUGAUGGUGAUGAUCGAGAGUUCGCCAAUGGAUCUGUGUGUGUGGAGUGUGACAACCAGUGUGAAAAGGCUGAAGAUAAAACUCUUAGCUGUCAUGGCCCUGGUGCAGAUCACUGCGUGAAAUGCUUGCAUCUGAAAGACGGUCCCAACUGUGUGGAGAAAUGCCCUGAUGGUCUGCAGGGAGCAAACAGCUUCAUCUUCAAAUAUGCUGAGACCAACAACGAGUGCCAUCCCUGCCACCCCAACUGCACCCAGGGGUGUACUGGACCCCGGAUUCAAGAUUGUAUUGGGAUGCUGGACAGGACGCCUCUGAUUGCAGCUGGGGUGAUUGGGGGGAUGUUUGUGGUCGUAAUCGUGGCGCUCGGAUUUGCUAUCUUUUUCCGUCGGAAGAGCAUCAAGAAGAAAAGAGCUUUACGGCGUUUCUUAGAAACAGAGUUGGUGGAGCCUUUAACGCCGAGCGGUACGGCGCCAAACCAGGCACAGUUACGCAUACUGAAGGAGACGGAGCUUAAGAGGGUCAAGAUCUUGGGAACAGGAGCCUUUGGCACUGUUUACAAGGGAAUCUGGGUUCCAGAAGGAGAAACGGUGAAGAUUCCAGUGGCCAUAAAGAUACUCAAUGAAAGUACAGGACCUAAAGCCAAUGUGGAAUUUAUGGAUGAGGCGCUGAUCAUGGCCAGCAUGGAGCAUCCUCAUUUAGUGCGUCUGUUGGGGGUCUGCUUGAGUCCCACUAUUCAGCUGGUAACUCAGCUCAUGCCCCACGGCUGCCUGCUGGACUACGUCCACGAGCACCAGGAGAACAUCGGCUCCCAGCUGCUGCUCAACUGGUGCGUGCAGAUCGCAAAGGGUAUGAUGUUCCUGGAGGAGAGGCGGCUGGUCCACAGAGACCUCGCGGCUCGAAACGUCCUGGUAAAAUCUCCAAACCACAUCAAGAUCACUGAUUUUGGACUUGCUCGACUCCUGGAAAUAGAUGAAAAGGAGUACAGUGCGGAUGGAGGCAAGAUGCCCAUCAAGUGGAUGGCUUUGGAGUGCAUUCACUACAGGAGGUUCACUCAUCAGAGUGAUAUAUGGAGCUAUGGGGUGACUAUCUGGGAGCUGAUGACGUUCGGAGGAAAGCCCUACGAUGGGAUUUCCACACGUGAGAUUCCAGAUAUCCUGGAGAAGGGCGAGCGUUUGCCCCAGCCGCCCAUCUGCACCAUAGACGUCUACAUGGUGAUGGUGAAAUGCUGGAUGAUUGAUGCUGAUAGUCGGCCUCGGUUUAAGGAACUCGCUGCAGAGUUCAGCCGCAUGGCACGAGACCCUCAGAGAUACCUCGUCAUACAGGGGGACGAUCGCAUGAAGCUGCCCAGCCCCAACCACAGUAAGUUCUUCCAGAGUCUUCUAGAUGAGGAGGAGCUGGAUGACCUGAUGGACGCUGAGGAGUACUUGGUUCCUCAUUCCUUAAAUGCUCCUCCCACGUCACAUAUGCCCCGCCCACAUGUAGAUUCAAAUCAAAACCAGUUUGGGUAUCAUGAUGGAAGUUUGUGCCCCGAGGAGGGAACAGGGUCCCGACCUCAUGUGGCAGUCGCUACGGGAAGUGGCACCUCGGUCCCGCCAGGAUUACAAAGAGCAGGUCUGGACCCGGUAGAGGAUCCACACUGUAAUGGAAGCUUGAAGAAACACUCGGUAGAGGACAGCAGCGGCCAGCGUUACAGUGCAGACCCAACGGUCCUCCUGGGAGAGAAAGGACAGAGGGAAGAUACAGAUGAGGAUGGUUAUAUGUCCCCUAUGAAAGACAAGAUCUCCACAAAUCAUCUGAAUCCCGUUGAGGAGAACCCUUUUGUAACGAGGCGUAAAAAUAAAGACGUUCACGCGCUAGACAACCCAGGUUACCACAGCACCCCUGAUGGAAAGCCCAAAUGUGAAGAUGAAUACAUCAAUGAGCCCCUUUACCUCAACACAUUCAACAACACCAGCGACAUGAACCAGGAAAUGUUAAGGAAAAAUGGAGUCACUGUCCCGUUGCAGGUGACCACAGCGUCCCACACUCCAGGCACCCUCGUUCCCCACAUCACACAACUGGGCAAACCCCAUCAUCACAGCCACGGACCUCACGUUCACUUCGCCAUACCACCGGUUCAGCUGGUACACCCUGUACCGAUGAGCCAAAAUGAUCAACAUACCCAUCCAGUCCAGUCGGUCCAUGAUCACGCCAGCAAAUCUGUCUCGCAAGCACCAGCAGGCCAGAUCUGUCUUGUGAGCCAUCCAGGACACCCAAGCCAAUCGAAUCGUUCCCCACAACAGUUUCAUUUGGCAAAGUCCUCAGUGGUAGGUAAACUGCCAGGUCACCCGGUGCAACCAGGCAGCCAGAUUGGGACCACAUUAGUGGACAAGAUGUACAAGAAUAGCUUUGACAAUCCUGAGUAUUGGCAGCACAGCCUUCCACCCAAGGUCACCCCUCAGAACUCCCAAGACUCUCCGGUGGUCUGCAAUAACAAGUUCCUUUACAAGCAGAACGGCCGCAUACAGCCUGCCGUGGCUGAAAACCCUGAAUAUCUGUCUGGAAUGAAGCCAGGAACAGUCCUGCCUCCUCCUCCGUACCGGCAGAGGAACACUGUGGUCUAACGUCCAGGUCUCCAUGCUCUGUAGAGCCUGGUUCUUCUACCAGCACCUUAAACGUCUUUCCUUCAUCCUCCGGUGGUCAAAAAACGGGACUAGAAACAAUACAAGCCACUGAACUGACAUUAUGCCUCAUAAAAUAUGGCAUAAACACUUUGGGGAGGAGGUCAACGCAUCCCAUCCAAACACCAUCCAUCCCCAAAAACCUUGUCAGUCACCCGGGAACAUAGUUUUUCUCCUCUACAGGUAUUUUAAUAGCGUUUCAUACAGGACUGCACAUCUAGUAACAUCAUUACCUUGGUGAAAUCGAAUAUUCCAGACGCUCUCAAAGGUCCUUAAUUUGAGUCUGAAACAGAACAUGGAUGUUUGGAAGUGGAAAAAAAAAAUCAUUCUGAAUAGAAAGAGAAGUGUAUUUAAAAGAAUAUAGGAGUGAAUAUGCACUUGAAUUUUAUAUUUUCCUGACUGGAACACUUGCACUUUUUCAGCAAAUCCUUCAUACCGCCAAAACUGCUGCCCUACUGGGAAGACUACUGUUAGACCUGAGAGGAUUGCGAAAUCAUGAACAGUCGAGUUGCUCAGCACAAUGAGUUGAAUAAAAGGCUGCAUUUGUCCAUAUUGGGAAUACAACACCUGUUGAGAGAUACGGAGAAUUCAUUAUCAGGAAGAACGGCACUGAAUGGUUUACAGGGUGUUUACAUUCAUUUACUUCAUCGGUACCUGACUUAAGUGGGAACUUUAAAUCUCCUUUGCCGGAAUUUGUAACUGUUACUUUGCUGUUAUUGGUUGGAAGACAUGUCCAGACUUGGUCAGUAUGCUAUCAACACAAUAAGGUCAACAUGAAAUUGAUCCUAUUUACUUCAUUAAUGUUAUGGGUGUUCCAUGUUUUUUCACUGACAAAAUGUUCAUAACCAUGUUUAACUUGAACUUCCACCACUAAAAUAACUUCUAAUGUCAAAAUGAUUUCAUCAAUAGCAACUAUACUAAAAAUGAUUCUUCAGAGAAAAAACAAAGAUUUUGUACUUUAAAAUGUAAUGUUACUUGUUAAUUCACUGUGCAAUUUAAUAGCAAUUUCUGAGUGAAAAUUGUUAAUAAUGAUCAAUUUGAACAAAUAUUUGAAUUUUGAAUUUGACCUCCACAUCGCAGUCAUAAAGUCUCCUCAGGAGAAGACCAGAAGUUUUGUAAUCGACAAACUCGCAUCCAGGGCAUUUUAUGCUGAUAUUAUAUGCCCAUUUUCACAACCCAAUCAUUUCACGGUAGAUAAAAUGAAGUCUGAAUAUCCUGUUUAGCAUCACAUUAAGGAAGUAAACUGUUUUAUGUUGACUUUCAAUUAUAUAUAUAUUCAGUGUUUUGUAGGUGAUAUUUUGCCUCGCGUGUCUGUUCCCAACUGAAGUUAGUAAAUCAAAUGAAUACAUUUAGUUUUAAUCUGCUGGUUAACAUAUUUACUAGUAACUUUGAGUUUGUACAAUUCAGUGCGUCAGUACCUGAGCCUGUAAUCUGAUUGGAAAAUGGAAUUUGGGCACAACAGUUAUUUUAUUAUCAUUACUAUUUAUUCACAAUGGCUGCUAUGUUUUUAUUUUGGGCAUUUCAUUGUAUUUCAUAAAACAAAUUUUCUAGUUAACACAGCAGGUUUACAUGAAUUAGGGAGGUUGGGUAUGUGAUGCUGUGUUACGCGUCACUAUGUCACAUAACUGAGCUGUAUUUUGUAAAAUUGCAAACACUUAAAAGAUUUAAAUGUGCCACUUUUCAGCCCUAAUAUAAUUAGAAAGCAGGCAUCUGUCUGUGGUUUAAAAGUGUGUGCUUUUAUUUUUGUAGUUGUCUGUCUGUGAUCUCACACCUAAUAAGAAGUGUAGCACAAAUUCAGAAGUGUUUCCCCUGUAGUUUCCAAUCUACUAUCGUUAGUAGUUUCUGUGCUUUUAAUGACGUAGUGUCAGAAGACUAGUCAAAUGAAUCACAUUUCGGUGAUAUUUUGUCCGAUUUGUGGCAUAUGAACACAAAGACAUUUUUGCAACAAGAUGCUUGCACAUUUUAACAGUCGUUAACUGCCAAAUAUAACAAAGCCUAAUCUCGAGGCACCGUUAUCAUUGUGAACUUUUGAUUUAGAAAUGCCAUUUUUGAUAAGAAUGAAGCCGUUUUAUUUCUUCAUUACUGGCCAGUUUGAUCUCAUUGUUAUAUCUAGGUAUUACCGAUAAUGUGUGUAUGUACAUACUUGUACAUUCAGAUUCAAGUUAUGAUGAUUAUAAAGUGUAAACCCUUCCAAAUGUGUAACUUUGGUCUAAACUUUAGUCUGGUCAGAAUCAGUGAAAGACUUUUGUACAUCUGAACCUUUCUAUAGUUAAUGGCACUACCACUGAAAAAAAAAAUUGCAGUCAGUAAUAUUUUAAAAUAUUCUAAACUGAAACGAAAGGUCAAAAGAACAGCAUUAUUUGAAAAAGAAAAUCCAUGUAUUGCUGAUUAAAAGUAAUUUCUUUAAAAAACUGUCCCCAAACUCUUCCGUUAGUGUAAAAGGGUAUAUUCCCACAUUGAUAUCGUCCUUUAUCAGCUACUAAUGUAUGAAAAUAAACCUGCACUUGAACCACACUGUAUUUUACACAUUAAACAUGCCUACGAAUACUAAUGAGAUCACGUUGAACCGUCUGGAAUGAAUUAAAUUAACCAUAUUUGAAAUAGUUGAACCAUAUUUCAUCAUUUUACUUGAGAUAUUAACUUGUAAACUGAUGCAUGAGGAACCACAGCAGGGAAGCGUCUGUUUAUACAGAUUAAGCAAUCCGAGAAACAGCGUAUAAGAGUCGUACAAUUUGCGGUGAUUCACUAUUCAGAAUGGAGUGGGAAGUACAGAUUUUUUGUGCAGUAAAAUGUAGUGUAUUUCUGAGCCAUGAGGCAUUUGGAGUGACUGUAACAGCUGGGUUCUUCUAAAGGGAAGUGAAUAGUAUUUUUGUAUAGUUAUAGGAAGUGUAAAUAUAUAGAGACUGUUGCAUCAAUUUUUCAUUUCUUUGCGAUCAGUUCUGUUUAACAUGUGCCGUCUGUAAUGGUCUGACAUUGUUUCAAUGUUGUAUAUGUGACGUUUGAUUUGAUCUCAAGUGAUGUUCUGUUUUCCUCAGACCCGUUUCUUUCCGCGUCACGCUCAGUUCUGUGAAUUUCUUCUUCUCUUGCUGCUUCUAUGGUUAGCUGUGGCCCUUUCCUUCCCUCCAUAAGUGCCCAUUUUCUCUAUUCUUUACCUUUAUUAGUUGUAAAUAUAACUUAUUAAGACUUACAGAAAGACGCAACCGAAGAUUAUCUACUUCUGUCAACCUAAUUUUAAAACAAUACUGGCAUAUCUAGAGUGAACUAUAUUUAUUAUUGACAUUUUGUUUUGUAUGUCUGCAUUUGGUUUGAUUGCUUUGUAUUAUAUGAUCAUGAUGAGAAAAUUGCUACAGUUGAAGCACUUGCAGUAAAUCACUGGGUGGCUUAUGAAUUAUUACUGAUGGUGGUAUGUGCUAAGCUAACUAGAAAUAUGUCAAAUAAUUUAUAAGAGCCUAAAAAGUAUUUGGACACUUAAGUCACACUUAAAAAAAUAAUUUUGAGGCAUUCAAUAACAAAAUAUUAAACCAAGUGGUAAUUGCAUUGACACUAGUUAAUUCUUUACUCACCUUCAUGAUGUUACAAAUACUUUCGUUCAUUUAUGUUAUACAAAAAUGAAGACCUUUUUAAUGUCCCGCGCACAAUCCCCAGAAAGGAAGUAAAGAUUAAAGUAAUCCAUGUGACUCAACUCAAUUUUAUGAAGCGACUGGGUGCUCUUGCACACAAAAAUAUAAAAUAAAAACAUAUUGCGCUGUGUUCCAGACAAGGUUGUUAAGAAUUUAAUUUGUCCCAAUCAGACGUGUUUACAUGUUGACCACAUCUCCACGACGAGAAAAAAAAAAAAAAAAAACAUAAAUCGUUUUGAAAACAGCUGACAAAAAGCAAAAACAAAGGUUACAUACACUUAAUAUUUUUACGUUUGUGCUCAUUGGCGACAUCUUUGAAGUGACGUGGUUGGGGUUGAUCAAGUGUUCACGGAUCGAAUGUCCGAAUUUGAGUGACGUUCCAGACUUAUGCCAACCUGUAACCUGUGUUUUGCAACCUUAUACCCGUGAAAGUGCACUGUAAUGGCACAAUCACACCCGUGAACUCGUAGAUCGAUGUAGCCUACUCACAGCUACGGGCUCUGACGUCACCUAACCCGUGAAACCAUAAAAAACAACAAUGGCAGCCCCUGCGGUGUGUCUCUGCAGGCGAUACACGGUGAGAAUACACUUCAGGACAAUAACGUUAACUAGUUUUCAGUCCAUUGAGUGCAAGGAUAAAUUAAUAUCAACAUUUACAAAUAUAGUAAAACAGCUUAUCUUGCCUUAUGCGCCGUUCAAAUAAACAAGGAGCAACUUUGGCAACAGAAAUUAUUACAAAUGCGUAUAAGGUCCGCCAUGCUGGUUUGUUUACAUCUUGCUACCACAAUUCCUUGCGCUCAGGUAGUUUGGCGUAACUGGACUGGAAUGCUACAAAGUCGUGGUGUCGUGAUACGUGCUCAAAAACGUGCCUGGAAGGCAGCAUUACUUCUAAGAACGAGGUGCCAAAAAUCCAAAUUCCGAGCUGUCUGGAACGCACAACGUUUGCUCUUGCGUCAACACAACACGCAUGCGUCGUGGGGCUCUCGUGAAAGCGCAUGGGAGACAUUGGAACGACUUGAGGGUGAGUAGCUGACAGAAUUUGCAUUCUUUGGUGAACUGACCCUUUCAUUUCUUUAGCCAUUUUUGCAAUGUCACGGUGAUUUUAGUAAAUGUAUGAAGUCAGUUCCAACCUGAAAGUGUCCAAAAUGCUUUUUAAUUUGAGCAGCAUAUUAGGCCUACUAACAUUUUUUUCGUGUGUGUGUGUAUGUGAUUAAAUUAUAAUUUUUUUGUUUUUAUAACGUGCUUCUGUCAUUUUU
Pimephales promelas (fathead minnow) is the source of this 9412-nucleotide messenger RNA. RefSeq names its product receptor tyrosine-protein kinase erbB-4. Gene Ontology annotation, molecular function: epidermal growth factor receptor binding; transmembrane receptor protein tyrosine kinase activity; ATP binding. Gene Ontology annotation, cellular component: plasma membrane; basal plasma membrane; signaling receptor complex. Lineage: Eukaryota; Metazoa; Chordata; Actinopteri; Cypriniformes; Leuciscidae. The record is from RefSeq and is a predicted model, not a curated record. Gene Ontology annotation, biological process: neurogenesis; multicellular organism development; cell surface receptor protein tyrosine kinase signaling pathway.